GGGAGGUGUAGAAUCCUAAUGACAUUACAACAGAUAAUUAAUUAAUGAAAACUUUACAAUCUCAUGAUUAAACUUUUAUCUAACCUUAUUAUACUCCCCGAGGAGACUCAUAUAGAUAUGAUUAUCAUAAAUAGUAAACAAUGUAGCUUUUGAAUAAAGUUAAAAGACAUCUAUAAAAAUGUGAUUCAACUAGAUAUCGGAGUGAGAGAAGAUCACCAAUAGAUGUAAAGUACUUGGAUAAUCAAUUGAGAGAUGAAGUCAAGGAUGACUAUGUAGAAUAAAAUGCCGAUUAAGAGUUUAAGUUAUUAAAUGGAACAUGUUUGAAAGAGAUGUUAGCAUAUAGCAAUAUACAAAAUUUACACAAAUUUGAUGAAGAAUUGGAAUUAGCAUAAACAAUGAUGCCUAAGUAACGUAAAUUAAAGAAAUUAUAAUCCACUAUAUUGGUUACUAAAUUAGUAAGGGCUAAAGGUAUAGAUAAAAAGUCGAUCCAGUAAAUUGAUAAAGAAAAAUUAGAAGAAUUCAUGUCUAUACACAAGGAUCAAAUAAAAACAGAGAAAAAAACUAAAUAUAAUAAACUGAAACUUCCUAAUAUUCCUGAAGCUUCUUCUGGAAGAUUUUAAAGAGCUACAAUAACUACUUUUAGAGAGUUUAAAUAAAAUUCAUUAGAAGUAGAUGGUUCGCCUUUAGUUUAAAGGUAAACUUCAUUAACUCUAAUAUCGGAUACUAAGAUUCCUUUAGUGAGGUAGGCCCAGUCUAAAUAAACUAUAGGUUUUUUAAUUGAUAGAAUAAAUGAAGAAAAAAACGCAAUUAUUGAAUAAAAGAAAGAUAUAAAGACUUCUAUAGCAAAAGUAUAGAAAAAUUUUGAUAAAAUAGAUAUAUUUAGUAAAUUAGAUAGACAAGAAAAAUUUAAUUAUUUAAGAUUUGAUUAAAGAAUUUUUGGCAAAGGGAAACAUAAGAGAUACUUUUGA
Molecule: messenger RNA, 968 nt
Organism: Paramecium sonneborni
Lineage: Eukaryota; Ciliophora; Oligohymenophorea; Peniculida; Parameciidae
Source: the annotation of a GenBank genome assembly